GACGAACCCGGCGCGUCCCUAAACUCUCUGGCAUCGUCUCAGACAUGUGCGUUCGCGGCAGCGACGUCGUCGUCAUUCAAUCAGGUAAGCGCCCUGGCGAGCCCUCCGUCAUCACCGUCAAUUGUCCGGAUAAGCCCGGCCUCGGCUGCGAUCUCUGCAGUAUCAUACUAGAGUUCGGUCUGUGUAUCACCCACGGAGACUGCUCGACAGACGGAAAAUGGUGUUACGUUAUAUUCUCGGUGGUGCCGAAUUCGAGCUCGCAGAAAGUGGAUUGGGAAAGCUUGAAAAAUAGGUUGUUUUCUGUGUGCCCUUCAUGUCUGGGUUCGUAUUACUUCGACCAGAAACCCGCCGCCGCCUCUCCUUCGAUCUAUCUGUUAAAGCUCUGUUGCCUGGACCGGAAGGGUUUGCUACACGAUGUAACUAAAUCACUUUCUGAGCUCGAGUUUACGAUCCAAAGAGUAAAAGUGAUGACCGCCCCAGAUGGCAGAGUUUUGGACUUGAUCUUCAUCACAGAUGGAAUGGAGCUUCUACAUACAAAACAGAGGCGAAACGAUACAACUGAACAUCUGAUAUCCACUUUAGGCGAGUACUAUUUAAGCUGUGAACUUCAGUUGGCUGGGCCAGAAUAUGAAAAUCUUAAGGGGUUCUCUUCUCUCCCUCCGGAAGUUGCUGAAGAAUUAUUUAGCUCUGAGCUCUCUGAGAAGAAAGCCUGCUCACAAGGACUCAUGGUUGAUCUGGCUGCAUCCAAGAAGGCUAGUGUUAUUGUGGAUAAUCUCUUGAGUCCAGCUCAUACAUUGCUUCAAAUACAGUGUCUCGAUCAGAAAUGCCUCUUUUAUGACAUUUUAAGGACUUCAAAGGACUUAAAUAUUCAGAUUGCUUACGGUAGAUUCUAUCCAAGCAUUAAUGGCUAUCGUAACAUGGAUCUUUUCAUUCGGCAAGCAGAUGGGAAAAAGAUUGUGGAUCCUGAACAUCUGAUUGAUUUGUGUUCCCGUUUAAAGGAGGAGAUGGUUCACCCUUUACGAGUAAUUGUUGUCAACCGAGGCCCAGAUACUGAACUCUUGGUUGCUAAUCCUGUUGAGUUAUGUGGAAAGGGAAGACCCCGAGUUUUCUACGACGUUACAUUGGCUCUUAAAAUGCUACAAAUAUGUAUUUUCUCGGCUGAGAUUGGAAGGCACUCAACUUUAGAUCGCGAAUGGGAAGUCUACAGAUUUCUUCUGAGCGAAACCUGCGAAUUUCCAUUGGCAAGCAAUAGAGCUAGAAGUCAGAUUGUGGACAGAGUGAGAAGAACAUUAUUGGAAAGGUGAAUUUAAUCUGUUUGUCGAACUUACUCUGAGAAAUGGUCUUGCCCUCGUCAAGAUUGCCACUCAAAAUGGUCCUUAUUCAACAUCCACUACAGUAUCCAAGUUUGCUGAUGUGCACAGUAGGAAGUCUUGGAUAAAAGAGGUGGAGGUUAUGUGACUUGUGAAGAUUGUAGUAUAAGCCACUUUAGCUCUUAUGUUCUUCACUAUAACAUGAAAGUUACCUCCUUAGCAUGUUUAGUACACAAGUAGUUUCAUGCGUACAAUGUAUGCUCUUGAUGGUUCUGAAACAGAUGCUUCUGGGGUGUCAAUGCAUCUUCACUAUCCAUUGGCAAUGCAGUGCCUUUUUAAUGCAGAAAGUGGUUUGUCAAGAAAUCAGAAAUAAGGUU
This is a messenger RNA of Rubroshorea leprosula, 1687 nucleotides long. Lineage: Eukaryota; Viridiplantae; Streptophyta; Magnoliopsida; Malvales; Dipterocarpaceae. The record is from the annotation of a GenBank genome assembly.